UACGGAUGUUAUAAUAAAAAUUCUUGAGUGAAAAAAUAAAAAGUUUAUAACGAGUUGGGAGGCAUUGUGUGAGUGCUAUUGUGUGGGGUGAGGGUGGAACUGGUAAUGGAAAAUGCACCCUCGCUGGGAUGAGUUCUGGUGCAGUGAGUUUUCAUGAUUGUUCGUCUAGUAGACGAAUAUGUACCCAAGGCGAGCAUCCUGUAGAUUGAUGACCUUCUUUAUUGGUGUGUCUGAAAUAUGUUUCAUGACGGGGCCAGUUGGGGAUUGCCGCUACUGUUGUCCACGAGAUGAUACUGUGGAUAUACAGUAUAAACUCUUCACUAGGUCGAAUCCCAGGGAUUUUCAAAUCAUCCAGGGAGGCGACGCAGCAGGAUUGAGGGGGACUAACUUCGAUCCGCGGCUCCCUACUAUCAUCUACUUGCCUGGAUUUACUGAGGUCUCCACUGGACCCAGUACCACCACGUUGAGAAACUCUUACUUGGCGACUGGUGAUUAUAAUUUCAUUGCCGUCGACUGGUCACGGCUCGUCGCAUUUCCUUGGUACGUAACAGCAGUCCGCAACACGCGUUACAUGGGCUCAAGACUGGCGACGUUCGUGCAGUUCCUCAACGCAGUAGGGGUCAGACCGGGGUCGCUGCACGUCAUCGGAUUCUCCCUCGGAGCAGAGGCAGCAGGUUUUGCUGGCAAGGAGCUCAAGAGCCGCGGCCUCAUGCUUGGCAGGAUCACUGGUCUUGACCCUGCCUACCCGGGCUACAGCUUCACCAAUAGCCAGGGUCAUCUCUCCCGGGGCGACGCUUCCUUUGUUGACGUCAUUCAUACCAACCCUGGCAUCUUCGGCUUCCCGCUGCCUAUCGGUGACGUGGACUUCUACCCCAACGCCGGCAGUUGGAUCCAACCCGGUUGUUGGAUCAACCAGCUCGUCACUAAUAAUGAGCUCGAUUUUGUCAACGGUUGCAGCCACAACCGAGCAUGGAGGUUAUAUGCCGAGUCUCUGUACAACCCGGCUGGGUUUCCUGCCACCCUGUGUCGCGAUUGGACUUCCUGGGUCAGCUCCUGUAGGUUCCACGUCGACGGCUAUCUGGGUGUCCAGGCCAGACUACCGAUGACCGGCAAAAUGUAUUUGAAAACGAACGAGAGACCUCCCUUUGCGAAGAAUGGACCUUAGAAAUAAAUCGUGUUUAAGUAUGUCUGAUGUGAUAUUUAGCAAAUAACAAAUAUUUAUGUAAUCGUUAGUUAUUUGAAGUGCCAGAGAAAUAUAUUCGAUAUUUUUAUAAAAAAAAGAAAAACUAGAAACUCGAUUGUACAUUAUAUAUUUAAUCGAAUAAAUUUUUUUGAAACGUG
This is a messenger RNA of Pectinophora gossypiella (pink bollworm), 1341 nucleotides long. Its product is annotated as pancreatic lipase-related protein 2. Gene Ontology annotation, biological process: lipid metabolic process. The record is from RefSeq and is a predicted model, not a curated record. The transcript is spliced from 8 exons. Bases 179 to 1165 code for a protein of 328 amino acids. Lineage: Eukaryota; Metazoa; Arthropoda; Insecta; Lepidoptera; Gelechiidae. Gene Ontology annotation, molecular function: lipase activity.